Molecule: messenger RNA, 4993 nt
Organism: Cannabis sativa
Lineage: Eukaryota; Viridiplantae; Streptophyta; Magnoliopsida; Rosales; Cannabaceae
Product: LRR receptor-like serine/threonine-protein kinase GSO1
Exons: 2
Coding region: 1121-4897 (1258 amino acids)
Biological process (GO): protein phosphorylation
Molecular function (GO): protein kinase activity; protein binding; ATP binding
Source: RefSeq, a predicted model, not a curated record
AAAAAUAAAAUUACAAUUUUAUUAACUCUGAUAUGUUUACUCCAAUUAACUCUAUAAAUUAUAACAUAUAAAAUAUCAUCCGCCUAGUAUUAAUAUAAAGCUGUCACAUUUGGCAACUAAUUUGGCACUUGUGAUUACUUAACCAAACAAAUAAAAGGAGAUCACAAAAGGACAGUAGGAUUUGGUAGUCUCAUCCCAUUAAGCAUAUUGUUUCAUUUAAUAAUCGAACAAAAGCAUUAAGAGAGAGAAAGAGAUAGACAUGUACUCUUUUAUUGGGAAAAAGAUAGAGAUGUACUUAAUUAGUGAAAAGGAGGGUAAGUUUGAGUUUGGAAGGUUUUGUUUGCUUACGUGAGGUAUGAGAAGGGUUUUGGGGUUAGUCUGUUGACUUUGCAAUUAUUCAAAACAAUGCUCAAAAUUCUCUUUAUUAUUAAUCAAAUGAAAAAAAAAAUAUAUUUAAAAAUUUGAAAGGAAACUCAACCGCUCGCUUUCUUGAGUAGCGACUAUUUCACUUUGGAGCUAAUACACUAAUGGCAAACCCACCUCAACCACUGCAUAUCUCCCUCUCUAUGUAUAAUGUAACCCAUAUCUUUUAACUAUUAUCUUCACAUUUGCAUUACAUAUAUAGUCAAGUAAGUGAUGACUUUUCUUCUAUGCAUUGUUUUUCUUCUCUUUAAAUGAUUCUCUGACCAAGUUUGACGUUCACACAUUAUAUUAUAAUAAUAUGCAUAUAAAUAUAUACACGUAUUUCAUUUUUCCAAUACGACUCCUUCUGAAUAGCAGUAGUAGAAAAUAGGUAGCUAUACCUAAAAGAUUGUCAUUAAUGGCUGACAAACUUUGUGGUCUCAUUCAAGUUUCUUAUCCUGCUGUUCUCACCUGUUUCCAAUAAUAAAGAAGAAUCACCCAGGCUCUCUUAAUUCAUUCAAGAUUAUCGCAAUCCAAGAUCAAGUACAGCUAAUGCCACCGCCCAUAGCUACCAUCUCAUCUUUGACACGCUGCAUGUAAUGGUAGCUUAGCUCACUUCAUGAAGUUGUACUAUACACUAUAAACGACAGUAUUAUGAGUGAGUGAGCUUACGUUUUAAUUUAUCAUUGUGAAGAGACAACAAAGAGUGAAAGUAGAUAUGAGUUGUAAUAAGUCUCUGUUUUUUGUGGUUUUCUUAGUUAUCUCAUCUGGGUUUACUGUAUUGGUACGAGGCAAAGAAAAAAUUGAUCGAAACAGCUCCACCUUGAGGACUCUUUUGGAGAUAAAGAAAGCUAUUGUGGAUGACCCAGAAAAAGUUUUGCAUGGUUGGAGUCAUAACAAUACCAACUUCUGUAAGUGGAGAGGAGUUUCGUGUGGCCGAGUUGAUGGGUCAGUUCGAGUUAUGGGGCUCAACCUAUCCGACUCCUCACUUGGGGGGUUGAUAUCUCCUUCAGUGGGUCGUUUAGGAGACCUGGUUCAGCUUGAUCUUUCUUCUAACCACCUCACUGGGCCCAUCCCACCCACCCUUUCGAACCUUACUCGGUUGGAAUCUUUGCUUCUCUUUACUAACCAACUCAGUGGGCCCAUCCCCACUCAGCUUGGCUCCCUUACCACCCUCCGAGUCAUGCGAAUAGGCGACAAUGUUGGACUCACCGGCCCCAUUCCGGCAUCGUUUGGGAACCUUCUCAACUUGGAAGCUCUGGGUUUGGCUUCGUGCAGUCUCACCGGUCCAAUACCGCCGGAACUGGGGCGACUUAGUAGACUCCAAAAUCUUAUCUUACAAGAAAACCAGCUGUACGGUCCGAUUCCAGCCGAGUUAGGCAACUGUUCCAGUCUCGAAAUAUUCACGGCGGCUAACAAUGACAUCAAUGGAUCGAUCCCUGUAGAGUUGGGUCAUCUCCAAAAUCUCCAAAACCUCAACCUCAUCAACAACAGCCUCUCCGGCAAGCUACCAAGUGAACUCGGAGAAUUGAGUCAACUGGUCUACUUGAACCUCGCUGGGAACCAGCUCGAAGGUCCAAUCCCCAAGUCUUUUACUCAACUGAGCAAUCUUUAUAAUCUUGAUUUAUCACACAACAAGCUCACGGGCGGUAUUCUAGGGGAGUUUGGCAACAUGGGCCAACUGGGGUUCUUGGUUCUAUCAAACAACAAUCUGUCAGGCAUAAUCCCAAGAAAAAUAUGCUCCAACGCCACCAGUUUGGAGCAUCUUUUCUUGUCAGAGACUCAAAUUCACGGUGAGAUUCCGGUGGAGCUGAGUAAAUGUACCUCGCUUACUCAGCUCGACUUAUCCAACAACACGCUUAAUGGGUCUAUUCCGGUCGAAAUUUACGGUUUAGCGGGAUUGACUGAUCUCUUGCUCAACAACAACACCUUAACCGGUUCGAUAUCUCCCUUCAUUGGGAACCUCACCAAUCUCGUGACUCUCACGCUGUACCACAACAAUUUACAGGGCACUCUGCCUAAAGAGAUUGGAAAGUUGGGAAAGCUCGAAACUUUUUAUCUGUAUGAGAAUCAGCUAUCUGGGGAAAUUCCCAUGGAGAUUGGAAGCUGUUCAAGUCUACAAAUGGUUGACUUUUUCGGAAACCAAUUCACUGGGGAGAUUCCCAUCACUAUUGGAAGGCUUAAAGAUUUGAACUUGCUUCAUUUGAGGCAAAAUGGGCUGGUGGGGGGACUUCCAGCAACUUUGGGAAACUGUCAGAAAAUGACUAUCCUUGAUUUAGCGGAUAAUCAUCUCUCUGGUGGCAUUCCUGCCACUUUCGGUUCUCUUUUUGCUUUGGAGCAGCUUAUGUUGUAUAACAAUUCCCUUGAAGGUAAUCUUCCUGAUUCGCUAGCUAGACUAUCAAAUUUGACAAGAGUGAAUCUCUCUAGAAACAGAUUCAAUGGUAGUAUUGCUGCCUUGUGUACUUCUCAUUCUUUUCUCUCGUUUGAUGUAACUGACAAUAAAUUUGAUCAUGAGAUUCCUCCUCAGCUGGGGAAUUCUCCUCUACUUGAGAGGUUGAGAUUAGGAAGCAAUCAGUUUACUGGUAAUAUCCCAGGGACAUUGGGGAAAAUCCAUCAACUGUCAUUGUUAGACCUCUCUGGCAAUUCACUCACUGGUUCCAUACCAGGUGAGCUCUCACGUUGUAACAAACUUGCCCAUGUUGUUUUAAACAAUAACCUUCUCUCCGGUAUGCUACCAGCCUGGCUUGGAAGAUUAGUUGAGCUGGGAGAGUUGAGGCUGUCAUCUAAUAUGUUCUCGGGUUCGAUUCCUCGACAACUUUUCAAUUGUUCAAAGCUCCUUGUACUUUCUCUUGAUGGAAAUUCUCUUAAUGGAACUGUGCCCGAAGAUAUUGGUAAUUUGGUUUCACUUAAUGUCCUCAACCUUCAACAUAACCAUUUCUCGGGACAGAUUCCUCCAACUAUAGGAAAGUUGGCCAAGCUUUAUGAGCUCAAGCUUUCUGAGAACAGCUUCAAUGGAGCAAUACCUGUGGAGAUUGGACAACUGCAGAAUCUUCAGAGCGUUCUGGACCUCAGCCGCAACAAUCUGAGUGGUGAAAUCCCACCUGCUAUUGGGUCGCUUACAAAACUUGAAGCCCUUGAUCUUUCGAGUAAUCAACUUGUUGGAGAAGUCCCUCCCCAAGUUGGUGAGAUGAGCAGCCUGGUAAAGCUCAACCUCUCAAACAACAUUCUACAAGGGAAGUUAGGGAAACAAUUUUCACACUGGCCUAUUGAAGCAUUCCAGGGAAAUUUUCAGCUUUGUGGAGACCCUCUAGACAAAUGCACUGUCUCUAAAAAUCAGAAAGCUGGCCUAAGCCCAGUAUUAGUUGUGGUAAUUUCUGCAGUGUGUACAUUAACUGCAAUUGCUCUGCUGUUAUUAGUGGCAGCUAAGUUUUUCAGACACAGGAAAGAGUCUUAUGGCAGAGCCAGUGAUGUAAACUACAUAUACUCAUCAAGUUCUUCUGCCACUCAGCGGAGGCUUCUCUUUCCAAAUGGUUCAGCAAAGCGAGAUUUGAAAUGGGAAGACAUCAUGGAAGCUACACACAAUCUGAGCAGUGAGUUUAUAAUUGGCUCAGGAGGGUCAGGAGUAAUCUUCAAAGCAGAAUUGUCCAAUGGAGAAACUGUAGCAGUCAAGAAGAUUUCAUCCAAAGACGAUCUCCUAGCUAACAAAAGCUUCACGAGGGAGGUGAAGACGCUAGGGAGGAUAAGACACAGGCAUCUGGUAAAGUUAGUGGGAUAUUGUAGCAAUAGAGGAGCUGGUGCUAAUAUGCUGAUAUACGAGUACAUGGAGAAUGGAAGCGUUUGGGAUUGGCUUCACAAACAGCCUUUAACUACCAAGAAGAAGAGGAGUCUUGAUUGGGAAAAUAGAUUAAAGAUUGCUGUGGGAUUAGCUCAAGGAGUGGAAUAUCUUCACCAUGAUUGUGUCCCAAUGAUCAUACACAGAGACAUUAAGUCGAGCAAUAUCUUGCUGGACUCGAACAUGGAGGCACAUCUGGGGGAUUUCGGGCUUGCAAAGCCACUCGUUGAGUUUGAUGGAAACACAGAAUCAAACACAUGGUUUGCUGGCUCAUUUGGCUACGUUGCACCGGAGUAUGCAUAUUCGUUGAAGGCGACAGAGAAGAGUGAUUGUUACAGCAUGGGAAUUGUUCUAAUGGAGCUUGUUAGUGGAAAGAUGCCUACUGAUGAAGCUUUCGGGGUGGAAAUGGACAUGGUGAGAUGGGUGGAAAGUCGAAUGGCAAUGGAAGGUAGCUGCCGUGAGGACCUGAUUGACCCAGCUUUGAAACCACUCUUGCCAGGAGAAGAGUAUGCAGUGUUCCAGGUACUUGAAAUAGCAAUGCAGUGCACAAAAACCAGUCCCCAGGAAAGGCCCACGUCCAGACAAGUUUGUGAUCAGUUGCUUCAUGUUUUUAACCAUAAGGUGGUGAAUUUUGAAAAGUCUAAUGUGGAUAACUAUGCAUAAGUAAUUUAAUUGUCUAUGAAGAUUGAACAUCUUAUACAUAAUUUUAUUUUGUAGCUUUCUAUUUGUUCUGUUUCAAAAGUGUUCCAUUUACUACUA